Suillus discolor is the source of this 1094-nucleotide messenger RNA. RefSeq lists its product as uncharacterized. The transcript is spliced from 14 exons. Bases 130 to 999 code for a protein of 289 amino acids. NCBI's taxonomy places the organism in Eukaryota, Fungi, Basidiomycota, Agaricomycetes, Boletales, Suillaceae. The record is from RefSeq and is a predicted model, not a curated record.
UUCAAGCUUUCAUCUACUUUAAGACGCAUAGGGACACAGGCAGAACAUUCUUUAAGCUGGUCGUCCUCUUAUUGUGGCAAGUCUUCCUUCGAGUUUGGCUUGUCGAGCGCAUGACAGUCAUGCCACACCAUGAACUUUUACAAGAUACUUGAUGCUUUUCACCUGAUCUUUAUCGUUCAUUGCAUCUAUUAUUAUUUAGUGACCCACUUCGCGAACAUUGGUGCACUCACAGAAAUUGUAUGGAGUUUUAAACUUCAGAUAAUAUUUGACGUCCCCAUCAUCCAUGGGGUACAACUCCUGUAUGCUCAUCGUAUAUGGACAGUCAGCAAGGGCCGAUCAAGAGUUCUCCCGAUUAUAGCGGGCAUAUUCGCGGUCCUAAGUUCAAGUUUAUCCAUCCCCCUUCUUUGGGCGCUAUUUCAGUGUCACCUGUUCUCUGACUUGAUUAGAGUCGAAUGGGCGACAUACAUGGCCUUGACCGUGAUUAGUUGUGGUGAUGUCCUUAAUACAUCAUUACUGUGCUAUCUCCUCGCUACCUCACGUACAGGGUUCUCUAUCACCGAUUCUUCUAUACAAAAACUCAUGGGUUUAAUCAUCGAAACUGGCUGUCUUACAAGUGUGUGUUCGGUGACAGCCAUCAUUACAUGUGCAGUGAUGCCGAAGAACUACAUCUUUCUCAGUUUUGAAUGUUUAUUGGCUAAAUUACAUGUCAACUCGUUCAUCGCACUCCUGAACUCGCGAUACUACCUGCAGGCCAACAGAGAUAGUACCGUUUCCUCCAAAUCCAAUGUCAGACACAGCGUCUACCUCUCGGAGCGGUACUUUCCCUCGUCACAAGACGAGAGACUCAAAGGAGAACAUUUUAAUCAUGCAGAUGAUGAAGUAACAGUGCAUCCCGCUCGACCUGUCCAAGCUGGUAGUUGUGUUAGUGUCGAUGAGACGGAAGCCACAGCGUCUACUUGCGGUGAUAUUGGAAAGAAAUUAUAUCUCGAAUUCGUAUGAUGGGAUCGAUCGAUUGUUACCCGCUUAUUCUUACCUAUACCAUGUAUUGCUGUUCCGAGAACACGUUGAACCAAAUCAGUGAGCAGGUACUAUGG